Messenger RNA from Periophthalmus magnuspinnatus, 951 nucleotides. RefSeq names its product olfactory receptor 146-like. Gene Ontology annotation, molecular function: G protein-coupled receptor activity; olfactory receptor activity. Gene Ontology annotation, biological process: G protein-coupled receptor signaling pathway. NCBI's taxonomy places the organism in Eukaryota, Metazoa, Chordata, Actinopteri, Gobiiformes, Gobiidae. Gene Ontology annotation, cellular component: membrane. Bases 1 to 951 code for a protein of 316 amino acids. The transcript has a single exon. The record is from RefSeq and is a predicted model, not a curated record.
AUGUCCAACAGCUCAGACAGUUUGGACCUUCUCCUGGAGGGGCUGACCGUGGACCCUGGCUCCACCCUCCCCGUCUUCUUGCUCCUCCUCUUUUCUUACCUUUUCGUCCUCUUCUCAAACUUGUCCAUGUGCAUCCUCAUCAUCAGAAACCGCUCUCUGCAUCAGCCCAUGUACCUGCUCUACCUCAACCUGUCCACCAACGACCUCCUGGGCAAUACCACAGUGAUGCCUCGCCUCCUGUACGAUUUGCUCCAACCUUUGGCGCUGCGUCACAUUCACCUGUUCACUUGCGUGAUUCAAGCCUUCCUCAGUCACCUGUUCAACACCACCGGCCACACCAUCCUCAUGAUCAUGGCAUUUGACCGCUACAUGGCUAUCUGCUCACCGCUGCGUUACUCCACCCUCAUGAGCACCCGGACGCUGGUUGGGCUGAUCGUGUGGGCGUGGGGCGUGGCGUUUGUCUUCGUGGCGGUUCUACUGGGGCUCACGCUGAGACUGUCGCGGUGUCGGUCUCUAGUCUCUGGACUCUACUGUAGUAACGCUUCACUGUUCAAGCUCUCCUGUGAAAGCACCUACAUAAACAACGUCUAUGGCUUGUUCUUCACUGUGGUUUUGUUCUCCGGCUCCAUGGGCUCCAUCAUUCUCACCUACACAAAGAUCACGGUGGUGUGUUUGACCAGUAAGAGCAUGUCUUUGAACCGUAAAGCGCUCCAGACCUGCUCCACACACCUGCUGUCGUACCUGGUGUUCAUUUGCAGUGGGAUGUUGAUAAUCGCGUUCCAUAGAUUCCCAAACCUGGUACAGGAGAGGAAGUUCAUCACAGUGAUGUAUCACCUCCUCCCCAGCGGCCUCAACCCGCUCAUCUAUGGACUCCAGUCCAAAGAUGUGCGCCACAGCUUCAGACGGAUGUUCUCCAUCUUUGCCUCUGUCACUGGGGUACACUCACACUAG